Molecule: messenger RNA, 6299 nt
Organism: Colossoma macropomum (tambaqui)
Lineage: Eukaryota; Metazoa; Chordata; Actinopteri; Characiformes; Serrasalmidae
Gene: tjp1b
Product: tight junction protein 1b
Exons: 31
Coding region: 446-6061 (1871 amino acids)
Biological process (GO): protein localization to cell-cell junction; cell-cell junction organization; establishment of endothelial intestinal barrier
Cellular component (GO): bicellular tight junction; plasma membrane
Molecular function (GO): cell adhesion molecule binding
Source: RefSeq, a predicted model, not a curated record
AGAGAGAGGCAGUCUGUUUCUAAGCAAAGUGCCUCGAGCAGGAGGAAGAAGGACAGCAGGAGGAGAAAGAGGAGAGGAAGAAGAAGAAGAGGAGGAGGAGGAGGGGUGGAGGAAGAAGAUGUGCAUUUCCUGAGUGAUCGUCUCGCGCGGCUGCCUGCCUGGCUGAGAGAGCGCGGGCUCAGCGCGCAUGGCUGUCCGGCUCCGCGCGCACUCUGCCUCCGCCGUCAGCUCGUGGGCGCGGGAAAUGGCGCUGCACUGCUGAGAGCAGGAAGACAGAGAGAGAGAGCGGGAGGAGGAGGAGGAGGAGGAGUAGAGGAGCGGAGAGGAGAGGAAAGAGAAGAGAGAGGAGAGGGAAGAGAGAAGAGAAAGGAGAGGAGAAGCGAGCGGAGCUCAAUGAUUAGGACGUGCGCGCUUCUCUUCGCUAGCGGAUUUCAACAGCAGUACCAUGGUGAAUUACCAGAAAUACAUCACUGUUAUGCAGCUGGCCUUAGGUGUUACAGCCAUCAACAGAGACCGUAGCCUGCCUCCCAGAAAGCAUAUGUGGAUUUUCCCCAAACACGAAAAAGAUAAAUACGGGCCGGCUGUGUACUAUCCUAAGGUCCACAGCUUCAUCCCCACACCCACUGAUACACUCUCUGUGCAGGCAGAGUCAGAGAGUUCGGUGCAAGGCAAGCCGUCUCUGCGCAGAAUCAAGGGCCGAAUUCACCGCAGCAAGAGCCUGGACAGCAUCGACCUGCUGGACUCCAAUAGUGCAGCAAUGGAGGAGACAGUAAUAUGGGAACAGCACACAGUAACUCUACACAGGGCACCAGGGUUUGGAUUUGGAAUCGCGAUUUCAGGUGGGAGGGAUAACCCGCACUUCCAGAGUGGAGAGACUUCCAUUGUCAUCUCUGAUGUGCUGAAAGGAGGACCAGCGGAGGGCCUGCUGCAGGAGAAUGACAGAGUUGUGAUGGUCAACGCGGUCUCCAUGGAUAAUGUGGAGCAUGCAUAUGCAGUGCAGCAGCUUCGGAAGAGUGGAAAGAAUGCAAAAAUAACCAUCAGACGAAAGAGGAAGGUCCAGAUCCCCAUGGGGCGUCAUGGAGAGAGAGAAACCAUGUCUGAGCACGAUGAAGAUGAUGACAGCUAUGAGGAUGAGAUCUAUGAAGUGCGGAGUGGACGGAGCGGGCCCAGCGCGUACAGUGGCGGAGGGGCCACAGGCCGGAGGAGUGGCAGAGGCGAGCGGCUAGGUGGGAGGCGGGAGCGGGACAGAGAGCGCAGCGGUUCCAGAGAAAGGAGUUUAUCUCCACGCUCGGACCGCCACUCUGUGUCCUCCAACCUGCCUCCACGCCCAGCCAAGGUCACUCUUGUCAAGUCCCGCAAGAAUGAAGAAUAUGGCCUUCGCCUGGCCAGCCACAUCUUUGUGAAGGAUAUCUCUCCCGAGAGCCUGGCCGCCAGGGACGGCAACAUCCAGGAAGGAGAUGUUGUACUGAAGAUAAAUGGCACAGUGACAGAGAACCUGUCACUGAUAGACGCUAAGAAGUUGAUUGAAAGAUCAAAGGGCAAACUGAAGAUGGUGGUGCAGAGGGACGAGAGAGCCACAUUGCUGAACAUCCCUGACCUGGAUGACAGCAUCCCCUCAGCCAACGCUUCCGACAGAGAUGAUAUUUCAGAUAUCCACUCAGUAGCAUCUGAUCACUCAAACCGUUCCCACGACAAAAAGAGGAGCAGUCGCUCACGCUCCCCGGACCGGCGCUCGGAGCCCUCAGAACAUUCCAGACAUUCCCCCCCUCAAAUAAGCAAUGGCAGAGGUACAAGGUCUUUGAUGCACAGAUUUCAGCCAGUCCACAGGAGUCGUGAUGAAGAGCGCAUCUCGAAGCCACUCCCUGUGCCUGCAAAGAUGGUGGAGGACACACCUAAAGCGCUGGAGCAGGCUGGGACCAGAGAGGAGAAACAGCUCCCCCCUCUGCCAGAGCCAAAGCCUGUGUAUGCCCAGCCUGGUCAGCCUGAUGUGGACUUGCCUGUUAGUCCUGCGGACGCUCCUGUGCCCAGUGUAGCACAUGACGACAGCAUUCUUCGGCCCAGUAUGAAGCUGGUGAAGUUUAAGAAGGGUGAAAGUGUGGGCCUGCGGUUGGCUGGGGGCAAUGAUGUGGGCAUAUUUGUGGCUGGCGUGCUGGAGGACAGUCCUGCUGCUAAAGAGGGCCUGGAGGAGGGAGACCAGAUACUCAGGGUAAAUAAUGUUGACUUUGCAAAUAUAAUCCGAGAGGAGGCUGUGCUCUUUCUUCUGGAUCUCCCCAAAGGGGAGGAGGUCACCAUUCUGGCCCAGAAAAAGAAAGAUGUGUACCGUCGGAUUGUGGAAUCAGAUGUAGGUGACUCAUUUUACAUAAGGACUCAUUUUGAGUAUGAGAAGGAGUCUCCAUAUGGUCUGAGCUUCAAUAAGGGUGAGGUGUUCAGAGUGGUGGAUACACUGUACAAUGGCAAGCUGGGCUCCUGGCUCGCAAUUCGCAUUGGUAAAAACCACCAGGAGGUGGAGAGAGGCAUCAUCCCCAACAAGAACAGAGCGGAGCAGCUGUCUAGUGUGCAGUACACACUUCCUAAGACAGCAGGAGGUGACCGGGCAGACUUUUGGAGGUUUCGUGGUCUGCGCAGCUCCAAGAGGAACCUAAGGAAAAGCAGAGAGGACCUCUCUGCCCAGCCUGUCCAGACCAAGUUUCCUGCCUAUGAGAGAGUGGUACUCCGAGAAGCUGGUUUUCUGAGACCUGUGGUAAUAUUCGGUCCCAUUGCUGAUGUUGCACGAGAGAAGCUUUCAAGGGAGGAGCCAGACCUAUUUGAACUUGCAAAGAGUGAGCCCAGAGAUGCUGGCACAGACCAGCGCAGUUCUGGAAUCAUCCGUCUCCAUACCAUUAAGCAGAUCAUUGACCGAGAUAAACAUGCAGUGUUGGACAUCACCCCUAAUGCUGUGGACCGUUUGAACUAUGCCCAGUGGUACCCCAUUGUGGUAUUCCUGAACCCUGACAGCAAACAGGGUGUAAAGAAUAUGAGAACCAGGCUCUGCCCUGAGUCCAGAAAGAGCGCGAGGAAACUGUAUGAGCGUGCUCUGAAACUGAGGAAGAACAACCACCACCUUUUCACAACCACCAUUAACUUAAACAACAUGAACGAUGGGUGGUAUGGUGCUCUGAAAGAGACCAUCCAGCAACAGCAGAACCAGCUGGUCUGGGUUUCUGAGGGCAAGGCUGACGGAGCUCAAGAGGAUGACCUGGACAUCCAUGAUGACCGCCUCUCCUACCUCUCGGCACCAGGCAGCGAGUACAGCAUGUACAGCACGGACAGCAGGCAUACCUCUGACUAUGAGGACACGGACACAGAAGGAGGCGCUUACACAGACCAGGAGCUAGAUGAGACUCUAAAUGAUGAGGUGGGCUUACCCAGUGAGCCUGCAAUCACACGCUCUUCAGAGCCUGUACGAGAGGACCCACCUGUCAUCCAGGAUGCUCCUGGGUACCCCAGCUACCAGCACGCUGUGCCCCAGCCUGAGCCCCUGAAUCGCAUUGACCCUGCUGGAUUUAAGAUGCCCGCUCCACAGCAGCAGGCUGAGGCUACUGUGGCCUUGCCCUCCUUUCCCUCUGCAGCGGCGGCAGCAGCAGCACCCCCUGCUGUUGAGCCCGCCACACCACUAGCGGGUAUGACCCCCGAGGAGCCACCUGGCACCCCUCAGGCUGACUCCCUUUACAGCCCCGCCCCAGAACCUGACCCCCAGCCCGACCCUGAGCUCGCUCAGCCCCCAACACACGACCCCCACCAGUCGCUUCCGCCUGGCCCAGAUCCAAAGAUGUAUAAGAAGGAUCUGUACAGCAUGGAUGAAACUGUGCGAGUGAACCACGGGAUGAAGCCCCAGCAGCAACCGCAGCAGCAGCAACAACAGUCUUUAGCUCCCCCAACGUCUCUGUCCUACAGCCACCAGCCUGUCUACCAGGACAAACAGCCAUACCGCGAGUACGACCACCCGCCUUACGGCUAUGAUGGUGGCGGCUAUGCUCAACCAAAGCCUCAUAACUAUGACCCACACCUGCACUACGACAACCGUGUGCCUCACUACGAUGAACAGUGGCCCCACUAUGACCAGCAGACCUCGUCCCAGCCUCCACCCCCUGGACCUGGCUUUCCUCAGGGCCACCAGCCGCCGCCUCCUCCUCCUCCUCUGAGCUAUGAUCCUCGUUCCCCCUACGAGGACGGCCCCACACGGGACUAUAGUCCCCCUCAGCCCCGCUAUGACGAAGCUCCUUUGGGUUAUGAUAACCGGUUGCGACAUGGCAAACCAGGACCUGUUCGCUAUGAUGAGCCCCCUCCUCCUCCUCCCCCAGUCACAUACGAUGCCCGCUCUCCUUAUGAACCAGAGCCCCACACUUUCCCCAUCAAUGCCCCCCGAUCCCCUGACCCUCCAAAGCAGUAUUAUGGAGAUGCUUCAAUGAGACCGUCAUAUAAUCCAGGGCCUCCGAACCGUGGCUACAAACCAGGGCAGCAUGAACCUUUGAAUUCAGAGCCUCCGGUUCCACCACCUAAACCAGAAGUUCUGCUGUCCCCAGGAGAGCCUGUCCAUUCUGCAGCUUCUAAACCCCUGCCCCCUCCUCCCAGAGAAGACCCAGAGGAGGAUCCUGCCAUGAAGCCCCAGUCUGUUCUCAACAGGGUCAAGAUGUUUGAGAACAAGCGCUCUGUGUCUGUUGACAGAGCUAAAGAGGCUGGAGAUCUGCCAGGGAUCAGGCCCACUGACCUCCCCAAACCUGCGAGUGCCCCUGGCCCUGUGCUUAAAGCCAACUCCCUCAGCAACCUAGAACAAGAAAAACCUGCGUACAGGGCUGAGCCACAGAAGCCCCAAUCUAGAUUAGGAGAGGAGGUGGUCCGCUCUAACCACUAUGACCCUGAUGAGGAUGAGGAGUACUACAGGAAACAGCUGUCAUACUUUGAUCGCCGCAGCUUUGACAACAAGGCCAUGAAUCAGCCAGGAAUCAACCGCUUUCAUGAUCUGGCUAAACCUUCACAGAAUCAGUUAGCAUACCCCUACAACAGGACAGAAUCAGUUGAUGUGGAUAAGAGAUAUGAGCCAUUGCCACCAAUCAACUCUUCAGCUGCUCCUUACGGCCAGUCAGGACCUGCUGUUCCCCCCACGUCUCUACCCAAACUCACCAACACUGAGGUCAACUCCCUACCCGAUCACCACAACUCUCCCAAAAGCAAACCGGAUCUGUCUACUCUCCGUCCUCCUACCCGGGAUGACACAGUCCAAGCCAACUACCUUCCCCAAAAAUCUCCAGUUAAUGGCACUGACAUUCCUCCCAAGACUCUGGGUGCCCCUGCUCCCGCCAGCUAUAACCGCUACGUCCCAAAGCCUUAUACAAGCUCUGCAAGACCAUUCGAGCGCAAGUUUGAGAGCCCCAAGUUCAACCACAACCUUCUCCCCAAUGACUCGCAGGCAAAGCCCACUAUUGUGAACAACAACCCUAAAACUCACCUCUCACCCCAGCCUCUGGAGUCAGACAGUGGUGUGGACACAUUUACUCGCACGAUGGACAACAGGCCCAAAUAUCAGCACAACAAUGUCAAUGCUAUCCCCAAGGCUAUUCCUGUCAGCCCCAGUGCACUGGACGAUGAUGACGAUGAUGAAGGGCACACAGUAGUUGCCACAGCACGGGGCAUCUUUAACUGUAACGGUGGGGUGCUGAGUUCAAUAGAGACAGGGGUGAGCAUCAUCAUCCCUCAGGGGGCCAUUCCAGAAAGUGUGGAGCAGGAGAUCUACUUUAAAGUUUGCAGGGACAACAGCAUCCUGCCUCCGCUGGACAAAGAGAAAGGUGAAACUCUGCUCAGCCCCCUGGUCAUGUGUGGGCCUCAUGGUCUGAAGUUCCUGAAGCCGGUGGAGCUGCGCCUACCACACUGUGCGUCUAUGACUCCUGAUGGUUGGUCUUUUGCUCUAAAAUCCUCCGACUCCUCGUCGGGUGACCCCAAAUGCUGGCAAAAUAAAUCUCUCCCAGGGGACCCCAAUUACCUGGUGGGCGCUAACUGUGUGUCUGUGCUCAUUGACCACUUCUGAAGAGGACGACAGCUGGUCUGUUACUGAAUGUGAAAGCGUCAGUGGAGAACAUGAGGAAGACUCCUCUCUUCCCCUUCAUCCCUGCUCUGCUCCUCCCUGGGGAUUUGCUUGACUCCAUGAAGGAGUUAUAUAUUUUUUUUCCUCUAGUUUUUGCAGAUGGAAUUCAUUGUGCCCCAGAAUAUUGGAGGACAUGGAGAGCACCUCCUCCUGGUGCUGAAUCCCUGCAACCCCCCCCCCA